AUGGCGACGGCGUGGACGCCAGUCAGCGUGCGGCCGGUGGCGGGGGUGGCGGGGGAGCCGGGCGGCGCCAAGGGCUACUCGUUCAGGUUUCUGCCGCAGAAGCCCUUCCCGGCCCUCGGCGGCGCCCAGACGGCCGCCCGCCUCCGCCAGUGGUCGAUGCUGGGCAGAGUGCGCGCGCAGGCCUUCGGCUUCGACCAGGCCUUCCAGGCCCAUCGCGCCCACGACUUCCUGACGGCAUUUUUCAAAGACCCAAAUGUCAUUCCCAACUUGAAGUUACUGUCAGAGUCUUCUAGUGACUGGGUUACAUUAGGAACUGAAGUGAAAAAAAUUGAAGCUAUAAAUGUUCCUUGUACACAGAUAUCAAUGGCAUUUUUUAAUCGAUUAUAUGCUGAAAAUAUUGUGAGAGAAAAUGGACAUAUUGUGAAAUGCUUAGAUUCUUUUUGUGAUCCUUUUCUUGUUUCUGAUGAGUUACGAAAGGUUUUGCUAGAGGAAGACUCAGAAAAAUAUGAAGUGUUCAGCCAGGCAGAUAGAGAAGAAUUCCUGUUUCGUCUUUUCAAACAUCUUUGUCUUGGUGGAGCUCUUUGUCAAUAUGAAGAUAUGCUUAAACCCUACCUGGAAACAACAAGGCUUAUCUAUAAGGAUCUUUUGAGUGUUCGAAAGAUUCCUCAAACACAGAAAAUACAAAUCACUUCUUAUAUCUUCAAAGUUACUGCUUAUGAUUCCAACGGUAUGUGCUAUCCCUCUACAAAGAACCACGAGCAGACGUUCGCUUACUUUAUUGUGGAUCCUUUCAAGCGGCACCUUCAUAUUUUCUACCACUGCUAUGGUGUGGGGGAAAUGUCCUAACCAUGUCUUUCUUUUCUUUGACUUUUUUUUAAUCCUAUUUU
This is a messenger RNA of Suncus etruscus (white-toothed pygmy shrew), 887 nucleotides long. It is a transcript of the gene CFAP300, whose product is annotated as cilia and flagella associated protein 300. NCBI's taxonomy places the organism in Eukaryota, Metazoa, Chordata, Mammalia, Eulipotyphla, Soricidae. The transcript has 7 exons. The coding region runs from base 1 to 846 and encodes 281 amino acids. The record is from RefSeq and is a predicted model, not a curated record.